CGUGACGUUGGCUGGGCGCGCGGCGGUUGAGCCGGCUACUGGAAAGGUGGGCCAGAGGGCGGGCGAGCGCCGGACCUCGGAGCCGUCAGGGUGGGUGCAGCUGGACCGCGGGAACGAUCGGAGACGGUGGCUGGAGAGCUUUCAUUUCUGAACUAAAGUUUUAAAUUCAAAUCAUUGCGAAAAAUGGAAAACUCUGCAGAGGAUUGUGAAAAGAACUUAGAAGACGAAGAGGCCUCUAUAGUUUCCAAAACAGAACUCUCUGUCAAAGUUAAUGAAAAUUUAACAGCUUCAAGAAAUGAAUCCUCUGAUGGAAAGGACACAGAGAAUGUUCAGGAAGGCACAUCAAGGAAAGGAAAACUAGAGUUUCUGGAUGAUUCUGAAGUUCAGACUGCCAGUUGUGGAGAGGGCACUCCAUCAAAGUUGGAUCAUGAAAGUAUUUCUGAGGAAAGAGCUGCAGGAGGUGAUGAAAAGGGCAUUUCACGCAAGAGAAAGUUAGAAACAGAUGAUGAUCCCAAAGAUGAUACUUCUAGUUGUGGUGAUGGCACACUUUCAAAUAAGAGAAAAUUGGAAGGGGAAGAUGCUUCUGUCAAAUGCCAACGUUUAGAAGGACAUGGCUCAACAGUAGCUGCUCACUACAAUGAGCUUCAGGAAGUUGGCCUGGAGAAACGAAGCCAGAGUCGUAUUUUUUACCUUCGAAACUUUAAUAAUUGGAUGAAGAGUGUCCUCAUUGGGGAAUUUUUAGAAAAAGUACGACAGAAAAAGAAACGUGAUAUCACUGUGUUGGACCUGGGAUGUGGGAAAGGUGGAGAUUUGCUCAAGUGGAAAAAGGGCAAAAUUAGCAAACUAGUUUGUACUGAUAUUGCUGAUGUUUCCAUCCAGCAGUGUCAGCAGCGCUAUGCUGACAUGAAGAAUCACUGUCGUGACCAUGAGUACAUUUUCAGUGCAGAAUUUGUAACUGCAGACAGCUCAAAGGAACUCUUGACUGAAAAAUUUCGUGAUCCAGAGAUGUGCUUUGACAUUUGCAGUUGUCAGUUUGUAUAUCAUUAUUCAUUUGAGACUUACGAACAGGCCGAUAUGAUGCUCAGAAAUGCUUGUGGGAAACUUUGCCCUGGAGGAUAUUUUAUUGGCACUACACCAAAUAGCUUUGAGCUCAUAAAGCGCCUUGAGGCAUCAGAAACAGAAUCAUUUGGAAAUGAAGUCUACAAUGUAAAGUUUCAGAAAAAGGGAGAAUAUCCUUUAUUUGGAUGUAAAUAUGAUUUCAACUUGGAAGGUGUUGUGGAUGUUCCAGAAUUUUUGGUUUAUUUUCCUUUGCUGAUUGAAAUGGCAAAGAAGUAUAACAUGAAACUAGUUUACAAAAAGACAUUUUUGGAAUUCUAUGAAGAAAAGAUCAAGAAUGUUGAAAACAAAGUGCUCCUAAAACGAAUGCAAGCAUUAGAACCAUAUCCAGCAAAUGAGAAUUCUAAGCUUGCCUCUGGAAAUUUGGACGAUUAUGAACAUGCUGCAAAAUAUAUGAAAAAUAGUCAAGUUAGAUUACCUUUGGGGACCUUAAGUAAAUCUGAAUGGGAAGCUACAAGUAUUUACUUGGUUUUUGCAUUUGAAAAGCAGCCAUGAACAUAAAACUGGUUUAUUCAGGAAGAGUGGUUUAUCCCACCUUGUACAGAUGUGGAGGAUUCACAAUCAGCACUCGAAGCUUUGCUUUAAUCUUUUUCUUUCCUUAUUUUUGUUUCUGUUUUGAUUUGUUUUUCUCUUCCUUUAAAAACAAAAUUGAUUGCAAACAUGUAGGACCUUGCCAAGAACUAGGACAAACAUAUAUCUGCCCAAUAGCUCCUGAUUGUGGCAGAUAAACUUUUGUGUAUGUCUAUAAGAAACCAAGCUUGGACAUUCAUCUCUUUAAAACAAUUAGUUUGCUUUCAGAAAUGAUCAAGGGAGAAAACCUAUUUGACUUCUCACUGAUCUGGUAGCUUUCAAAAAUUGUUACAGUACAACUUGUUAUUAAGGCAGCUGAGCCAUUACCACGAUGCUCCAGUUUGUUCAGUAAUGUAUGUUUACAGUAUUAAAUUUUGAGACUGUAGGAUGUGGGGCAAGAAAUUCAAGUUGUGUGUUUGUGCACACACAUGUGUGUGCUUAUGUGUAGUCUUGUUAUUUUUUCAACAUUAAAUGGUUUUGCAUUCUGUACGGUUUUGAAUGUUGGUUUUCUGAAUAUGUUGGUAAAAUAGAAAUUUUCACAUGUCUAUUUUAAGACAUCUUAAAAUUCCAGGCAACUUAUUUAGACAUUUGCUACAAUAUUUAAUAUAAGUAGUAGCCUGCUACUACUGGUAUACUACACUUAGUAUAGUUUCAUAUAUUUAGUACAAGUAGUAGAGUUUUCUUAUCAUAAUGUCCUUCCCCAAAUAGACUUUUUAGAUGCAUAGCAUAGAGAAUUUGUUUUCUAUAGUAAUGUUUGCAGCUUUUCUCACUUCUUUUUAAAGGAGAAAUUUGUGCUGCUAUUUAAAAUGUUCGAUCAUUAGAACUACAAAAUUCUAAGCUAUUGUUUAUAAAAGGUUAUAGAGUCCCCUUAUUGACAGCAAACACAUGAUUGUGUGGAAACAUUUUUCAUGCCUUCUAAUACAUCAUUAUUUGCAAAGAUUGUAUCUAGCUACUGUAUUUGAUCAAUAAGUCUCAUGUGGCUCCGAGUUGCAAUAUUAAUUUUUCUCACAAUUAAAAAAAAUCUCACUUCGCACAGUAAACUGAAAAUUUGUUUUACCCAAGGUAUAUAUUAUACAUGGGAUUUCUCUAGUAGUGUGUGGUCAUAAAGUCAGUAGUUAGAUAUUAGGUUGAUGCUUAUUGAAGUAUGGUGAUAAGUGGUAGUGUAAAUCAGUAGGGCACUUUUGGUCUAGGAGUCAGUUCUAAGCAUCACCAUCAAGGCUGUACAUGCCAGAACAUAGCUAGAACAUAGGCAAAGGACAAGGGGGAAAAAGUACAUAAAAGAGGAAAGGGGUUUUCUCAAAGAGAAUACAGGAUAGUGAUGUACUAUUGAAAGUACUCACUGACCCCUUCCAUAGGUUGUUUACCUUUUCUUUAGCCAUAUAAUCACAUGUAUAGCGAGAUAAAAAUACAUAACUUACUACAUGGGAAGAAUUUUCCUAUAGGCUCUUUAACAAUGAUACUUUCAGCAAAUUAUCCUUGUUUUUAUUUGGUGAAUUAAACACUAAUUAUAAUAACCAAGAAAAAUCUGAUAAAUGUUGUUACUUGAGGAAUCAAAAUCUCCAUUGGUCGUCCAUAGGAGGAAUGCCGUCUCUGCUAUAAUCUCCAGUUAUCAGAAUUACUUUCGUUUCUGAGGUCAGCUAACAUCAAUAAUAGUGAAAACAAAUUUCUAUGGUACUUCAUUCAGUGUUUACAGUAUAAUUUCCUUGCAACAAUCCUGUGGAGCAUGCGGGGUAAUAAGCAUUAUUACCAUUCUAUAGUUGAGGAAACUGAGGCUAAUGAGAGCAAAUUUCUCAUGGUUGGAUAGGUUUAGUAAGUGUCAGGAUUCUGACUGAUUCAUUUUCUUGGCACUAUUCUCAUAUCUUCAUUCUAAUUCUGGUAUUUGGGGGGUAUGCUUGUUUGUUUUCAUAGUUCUCUCUCUCAUGCCCUGCCUCAAAUUAGUUUAUUAUAGUUACUGGUAAUGGUACUGAGACUUAAGGUUUUUUUUCUUCUUCUGAUAUUUGUAAAUGUACCACAGCUAUAAAUAAAUACAGGCCAUGAAGAUUGAAUAAUAAAAUGUCACUUUGUUGUGAGCACA
This is a messenger RNA of Dromiciops gliroides (monito del monte), 3760 nucleotides long. RefSeq names its product RNA guanine-7 methyltransferase (gene RNMT). NCBI's taxonomy places the organism in Eukaryota, Metazoa, Chordata, Mammalia, Microbiotheria, Microbiotheriidae. Gene Ontology annotation, cellular component: nucleus. The transcript is spliced from 11 exons. Gene Ontology annotation, biological process: 7-methylguanosine mRNA capping. Bases 184 to 1611 code for a protein of 475 amino acids. The record is from RefSeq and is a predicted model, not a curated record. Gene Ontology annotation, molecular function: mRNA 5'-cap (guanine-N7-)-methyltransferase activity.